Molecule: messenger RNA, 1020 nt
Organism: Exophiala spinifera
Lineage: Eukaryota; Fungi; Ascomycota; Eurotiomycetes; Chaetothyriales; Herpotrichiellaceae
Exons: 1
Coding region: 1-1020 (339 amino acids)
Source: RefSeq, a predicted model, not a curated record
AUGGAUUUCGAACCUACUAUCGCAAGUGUGUCCCUGGGAGAUCCUUCUGUCCACCCUAUCGCCACGAGACUAUCUGCGGCCGCCUGCCAUGGCUUCACACAGGUAGAAAUCGUGGAAGCGGACCUCCUCGAGCAAACCAAAGCUUUGGGGUUCGAUAGGUCAGAAUACGGCCAAGUCCAAGCUGCCAAAAGCAUUAGGGCACUGUGCGACAAUCAUCGCCUUAAAGUGAAGGUCCUGCAGCCCUUUUGGUUCUACGAAGGUCUUCUUGACAAGGCAGAGCGUCUUGCCAAGAUUAAGAAACUCGAGCUCUGGAUGAAGUUGGCAGCCAUACUCGGUGCUCGAAUCAUCCAGAUCCCCACCAACUGGCUUGCGCGAGGGACCACGGGCGACGUUGAGGUGAUUGUGCAAGACAUGAUCGAGAUGUCUGGAUUGGGCCUCAAGCAGGACCCAGUCAUCUACUUCGCAUACGAAGGCGUGGCAUGGGGAACGCACUUGGACACCUGGCAAGGGACGUGGGAGAUCGUCAAAAGGGUAGACAGGAGCAACUUUGGACUCUGCCUUGACACGUUCCACAUUGCAGGACGAGUGUGGGGCGAUCCCACGGCGCCUUCAGGAAUAAAUGAAGAUGCAGACCGUGUUCUGGAUGAUUCUCUGGAGGAGAUGGUCCGCAGCCUUGACGUAGACAAGAUCUUCUACGUACAACCUGGCGAUGCCGAAAGGUUGGAUCGACCUCUGGUUCCAGGCCACACGCUGUACACCGAGGAUCAAAAGCCACGCAUGACCUGGUCAAGGAAUGCAAGGCUCUUCGCGUUCGAACAAGACCGUGGCGGUUAUCUGCCCGUGCAGAAGAUCAUGGAGACACUGGUUGUCAGAAUGGGAUACCGGGGCUUGAUUAGCGCCGAGAUGUUCUCCCGACACUUGUUCGAUCCAAGACCUGAAGUGCCUGCCGAGUUCGCCUCUCGAGGUGCCCAGUCAUACAGAAAUAUGAUCGAAGCUCUUCAUCGGCAAUUGGGUUCAUAA